Alnus glutinosa is the source of this 2377-nucleotide messenger RNA. Its product is annotated as pentatricopeptide repeat-containing protein At2g36730-like. NCBI's taxonomy places the organism in Eukaryota, Viridiplantae, Streptophyta, Magnoliopsida, Fagales, Betulaceae. Gene Ontology annotation, molecular function: protein binding; RNA binding. Gene Ontology annotation, biological process: RNA modification. The coding region runs from base 77 to 1465 and encodes 462 amino acids. The record is from RefSeq and is a predicted model, not a curated record. The transcript is spliced from 2 exons.
GGAAACAAUAUUUAGCCAGUUAGGCAGUUACUCUAAUUCUAAAACUGAUGUUGGUUUUGAGGCUUAUUUGACUAUCAUGAUUUCCCGCCAAAUUCAAAGCCUCAUCCAACGGUCAAAAACUACUACCCAUCUUCUCCAACUCCAAUCUCUAGUCUUCAAGACCGCUCUCGAUCACGACACUGAGAUUGUCUCUCGGUUCGUCCUCUCCGCGUGCUCGAUUUCGGUCGAUUUUGCAAGAUUAGUUUUUGAUAGCGUGCCGAUUACUCCACCCCUUUUUGCUUGGAAUACAAUCAUUAGAACGUUCACCAAAAGCUCAGCUUCAAUUGAAUCAGUGAGGCUGUUCUCUCAGCUCCAAAGGGUUGAGCUUAAACCUGACAAUUUCACGUACCCUUUUGUUUUGAAAGCCUGCGGUCAGUGUUUGAUGUAUGGAGAAGGUGGGGCAGUGCAUUCGAUGAUCAUUAAGGAGGGUUUUGAUUCGGAUCGGUAUAUAGGGAAUACCCUUUUGAGGAUGUAUGCGGCUUGCGGUGCAAUCAGGCUUGCAAGACGCGUGUUCGACGAAAUGCCUGUGAGGGAUAUGGUUUCUUGGAGCUCCAUGAUUGCGGGAUAUGUUGCUUGCAACCACCAGUCAGAUGCUUUUAAGGCAUUCAGACACAUGAAACUGGCAAAUGAAAAACCAAACUCUGUUACUUUGGUCAGCUUGCUUUCUGCUUGUACUCGUCUGCUUGAUAUCAGAGCAGGGGAGUCCAUUCAUUCCUACAUUAUCAUAAACCAUAUGGGAUUGGAUGUUGCUUUAGGGACUGCUCUCCUUGAAAUGUAUUCUAAGUGUGGGCAUAUUAAGAAAGCUUUCCAAGUUUUCAAUUCAAUGGUUGAGAAGAGUUUGCAGUCUUGGACUAUCAUGAUAUCUGGUCUUGCAGAUCAUGGCCGUGGGGAAGAUGCUAUCUCAUUGUUUACCAAGAUGGAACAAACUGGGUUGAAACCAGACAGCAUGGCAUUUGCUGGGAUCUUGUCAGCUUGUAGCCACUUGGGUCUUGUUGAUGAGGGUGAAAAGUAUUUUUAUCAGAUGGUAAGAGUUUAUGAUAUCAAGCCAACGAUGGAGCAUUAUGGAUGCAUGGUGGAUUUGUUUGGAAGAGCUGGAUUGAUUGACAAAGCUUAUGAGAUUAUCAAGAACAUGCCAAUGGAGCCUAACUCUGUCAUAAUCAGGUGCUUCCUGGGUGCAUGUAGAACCCAUGGCCAGAGCUUUUGUUUUGAUGAUAAACUGAGGAAACUCUUGCUUAAAUUAGAGCCGGAACUUGGAGCAAACUAUGUGCUUGCAGCUAAUGUAUCUUCUUUAUCUGGUUGCUGGAAUGAUGCAGCUGACCUGAGAGUAGCCAUGAAACAGAAGCGAUUGAUGAAGGUUCCUGGGUGCAGUUGGGUAGAAGUAAAUGAUGGUUCUGCAGAAGUAAUUACGGAAGUGGCUGUAUAUUGACUUUUGAUCUCGGGCCAAUUAAGAGUCAUAUUCCUAUGCAACCUUUUAGAUUCUGCUGAGAAAGCAAGGGUGAAGAAGACAAAUUUGUAAGUUAAAGGGGCAAAGUAUUAAUUGUAAGCACAGAUGAAAUCAUUGGUCAAAUGUGUAUUUAAAUUUCUAAAUAAGAUCCGUGCACGAGUGGGAGAUGGAGACGGUUACUUCUUUCUUCAAUCUCUCUGGUUGAGUCGAUGUGACGAUGAUAGGAGCUGUUGGUUCCCUUCCAAAAGGCGGACAUUCACGGUCAGAUCUUUUUAUCAUGUGAUUAGCCCCCCGCUAGCCUUUCUUUCGCUUGGAAGAGCAUUUGAAGGAAUAAGGCAUAUUUGAGAGUAGCUUUCUUUGUUUGGACAGCAGUGUUAGGGAGGACCUUGACCUUGGAUAAUCUAAGAAAGAGGCCAUCAUAGUGAUAGACUGGUGUUGCAUGUGCAAGAAGAGCGAGAAAUCCAUUGAUCAUCUUCUGCUCCAUUACGAAGUAGCUAGAGAUUUGUGGGUGUCUGUUUUCCGUCUUUUUGAGAUAGAGUGGGUAAUGUCCAAUCGGGCGGUGAAGUUAUUGGCUAGUUGGAGCGAAUGUAAUUCUUGUAAUUUUGAAAAUUGUGAGAGAAUGGUGGUAGGGUUAAAAGAUAUAUUGUUCAAAACUCUUUAGGGGUGGAUGGUUGCUAUCAAUAGUUCUUGUUUUUAUAAUUUUCUAGAAUUUCUGAAUUUGUAUUCUUCUUCUUAAGUGGUGUCUCUCUUGUAUACUUCUUGCGUACUUGCGUUACGCCCCUUUGCGCUUUCUAAUAGGAUUGGUUUACAUUAAAAAAAAAUCUCAAUAGUCAUCAACCCAGCAAGUAGUAACCAGGAAUUGGUACUAAUUUGUACAGUACAGCAGAACUUCCA